AGUGAAGAUUUCCAGAAACUUGCAGAAAGAGAAAUCGCCGCCUGUGAAGAAGAGAUAGCUGAACUGAAACAGCAGAUAGUAUUGCUUUUGAUUCCUUCAGAAGAAACAGACAAGAGUGAUCUUGUCAUGGAAGUAACCGCUGGAGUUGGAGGGCAGGAAGCCAUGCUGUUCACCUCGGAGAUAUUUGAUAUGUAUCAACGAUAUGCUGCCUAUAAAAAGUGGAAAUUUGAAAUAUUAGAAUACUUUCCCAGUGAAAUAGGUGGCCUAAGGCAUGCCGUUGCCAGUAUAGCAGGUCUUGAGGCUUACAAGUACAUGAAAUUUGAAGGAGGAGUGCAUCGUGUUCAGCGGGUACCAAAGACAGAAAAACAAGGACGCAUCCACACCAGCACAAUGACUGUUGCAAUAUUACCCCAACCCACUGAGAUGAAGCUGCAAAUUAAUCCAAAAGAUCUACGGAUAGAAACAAAGCGAGCUACUGGAGCUGGAGGCCAGCAUGUCAAUACCACAGACAGUGCUGUACGGAUAGUUCAUAUUCCAACAGGGAUCGUGUCUGAAUGUCAACAAGAAAGAUCUCAAAUUAGAAACAAAGAGAAGGCUAUGCAAAUGCUAUGUGCUAAACUGUACAACGCCAAACUGGAAGAAGAAACCAAAAAGAGAAACAGUGUUCGAAAGAUUCAGAUUGGGACUAAAGGAAGAUCAGAGAAGAUCAGAACAUACAACUUUCCACAGGACCGUAUUACUGACCACAGGAUAAGCAGAUCAGUGCAUCAUAUUGAGUGUUUCAUGCUAGGAGAAGAAAAGCUAGAUGAAAUGAUACAAACUCUGAGAGAAUAUGCUGAUUAUGAAUCUUUAAUGGAAAUUAUUUCAGAAAAUGAAAAAAACCUAUCAUGAACAUUGGUCUUUGUCAGCCCAUUACAACAGAUGUGGACUUCUGUCUGCAAAGGAACUUCUUGGCGCACCACCCAGAAAACUCAACUGCUUUUCAGAUCCUGAAAGACAUUACAACUUAUUUCCUCAUCACUGAUAAAGUUUUCUUACUUGCUAAGUAAAA
This is a messenger RNA of Nestor notabilis (Kea), 1051 nucleotides long. RefSeq names its product mitochondrial translational release factor 1-like (gene MTRF1L). Gene Ontology annotation, molecular function: translation release factor activity. The transcript has 6 exons. Lineage: Eukaryota; Metazoa; Chordata; Aves; Psittaciformes; Psittacidae. The coding region runs from base 127 to 891 and encodes 254 amino acids. Gene Ontology annotation, biological process: translational termination. The record is from RefSeq and is a predicted model, not a curated record.